Pleurotus ostreatus (oyster mushroom) is the source of this 1014-nucleotide messenger RNA. RefSeq lists its product as uncharacterized. The coding region runs from base 1 to 1014 and encodes 337 amino acids. Lineage: Eukaryota; Fungi; Basidiomycota; Agaricomycetes; Agaricales; Pleurotaceae. The record is from RefSeq and is a predicted model, not a curated record. The transcript has 6 exons.
AUGACCCUGCCAAAUUUCUUCGACUUCACCAUUAGCACCGCAACCAUUUCUGCUCAUGUUUUACUCAUGCGGGCGAUCCACAAGCUGCAGACCUGUGUGCAGCCUGGAGGAAUACCUCGGAGGCAAGAUGACGGUUCUCCCCAACCGUCCGAAACGACCGAGGCGUUUAUUCGCAGCGCUGUUAUCCGAUUCACCGCUUGGGUGACAGGAUUGAAUGCGAAUGCUCAGAAACGCCACGAUCGCCACGACCUUACCGUAGCCCAGAUGGACGUGCCUCCCCUCGACGUCUUGAUGGUGUGGCAUGCGUACAUGUUGUCACCGGUGACCUACGAGAAGGAUUCACUAUCUGAUGCUGGAUUACAGCUCCUGACCCAUAUGCCGCUGGAUAGAAUUGCAGCACUUGUCGACGAAAUUUCGUAUGAUUUCGUUCCAUCGGUAGAACAGAGUCUGGCUUGGAGGGAUUUAACCGGAAUGCCCUUCGACUGCCUGACGGCGGACCAUUACGACCACGAUGCAAUUCCUCAAAUUUCAUCUAUCGACCUCGUCCAAGCGGUGAUAAAACAGUCAAGUUCAAUCGGUCGCAUGGUCCAGGAAGCUUCGGUUUAUGAAGAGAACAGUUUACUAUGGAGCCAGGCAACCAACCGAUAUAUCCGAUUCAUGUGUCUUCCACUCGGGAAUUAUGUGCCGCCGGUCGAUGUCGACAUUAUCUGGCACACGCAUCAACUCAAAGGUUUGCAAUAUAGGGAAGACUGCAUGAAAUACUUUGGUAGGGUCAUCAAUCAUGAUGAUUCCCAACCUACUGCCGUCAUCAAGAAAGGCCACCAAAUGAUGAACGAGAAAGCUAGCCUCCUGUUCGACAACGAGGAAACCCGAAUCUCGGUGUUCGCCGUGUUCACGUCGACGCCAGCCAGAAAUAGCAACUCAAAUCGGGGCGACGACAGAGGGGAGGAUGGGGAUGGCUCCGAAGGGGAAAAAACUACAUGUGGUCCGCCGGAUGGCUGCAUUCGCUCCUGA